UAAUCACUGCCCCACUUCCAAGCCGUCCUCCGACUCCUACCUUGAACGAAAAGAAAUCAUCCCAGCAGCUGCAAAUGCUUCUUCUCAAGUAACAUCCACACUCUCUUCCCCCAGCUACAAUUACCAAAGGGACAGCCACAUUGGUGGACUCUAAAACGGCAGCGUAGCUAUCUGACGACGCUCAGCGAAAAAAUGUUUAGGAACCAGUACGACACUGAUGUCACCACUUGGAGCCCCGCCGGUAGGCUCUUCCAGGUCGAAUAUGCUAUGGAGGCCGUCAAGCAGGGUUCGGCAGCAAUCGGACUCCGAUCUAGGGCCCACGUGGUUCUCGCUUGUGUCAACAAGGCUAAUUCCGAGCUUUCCUCCCACCAGAAGAAGAUCUUCAAGGUCGAUGACCACAUCGGCCUUGCCAUCGCCGGCCUUACAGCCGAUGGUCGCGUUCUUUCACGGUACAUGCGAUCCGAAUGCAUUAACUAUAGCUUCACGUACGAGUCCCCACUUCCGGUUGGUCGACUCGUCGUCCAACUCGCUGAUAAGGCUCAGGUAUGCACCCAACGCUCUUGGAAACGGCCCUAUGGUGUUGGGCUGCUUGUAGCCGGCUUGGAUGAAUCUGGAGCUCACCUCUACUACAAUUGCCCUAGUGGGAACUAUUUUGAAUAUCAAGCAUUUGCUAUUGGAUCUCGCUCACAAGCUGCAAAGACAUACUUGGAACGCAGGUUUGAGAACUUUACAGACUCCUCACGGGAAGAUCUGAUUAAGGACGCUCUCAUUGCAGUUAGGGAAACCUUACAAGGAGAAACACUCAAGAGUUCCAUUUGCACAAUUGCUGUAGUAGGAAUUGGGGAGGCAUUCCACACACUGGAUCAGGAAACUGUACAGCAGUUAAUUGAUGCAUUUGAGAUUGUUGCAGAGCCAGAGGCUCCUGCUGCUGAACCUGAUGCUGCUGCUGAGCAAGGUGAAGGCGCUGAUCAAGGAGCUGCUGCUGACCAGGGUGUGGCUCCAAUGGACAUAUGAGGAUGCAAGAAAGGACAGCUACUUCCCUGGGCUAGUUUUAGUUGAUGUUUCGAACAUGUUUUGCAGAAUUUAGUUGAAAAUGAAUGGCACUGUGGAAGACAAAUUCUUGGAUUAUUUUAUGCAAUUUAUCUUUGCCUCA
This is a messenger RNA of Hevea brasiliensis (rubber tree), 1153 nucleotides long. Its product is annotated as proteasome subunit alpha type-1-B. NCBI's taxonomy places the organism in Eukaryota, Viridiplantae, Streptophyta, Magnoliopsida, Malpighiales, Euphorbiaceae. Gene Ontology annotation, biological process: ubiquitin-dependent protein catabolic process. The transcript is spliced from 2 exons. Bases 193 to 1014 code for a protein of 273 amino acids. Gene Ontology annotation, cellular component: proteasome core complex, alpha-subunit complex; proteasome core complex. The record is from RefSeq and is a predicted model, not a curated record.